This is a messenger RNA of Mugil cephalus (flathead mullet), 4361 nucleotides long. RefSeq lists its product as uncharacterized. Bases 190 to 3669 code for a protein of 1159 amino acids. The transcript is spliced from 4 exons. Gene Ontology annotation, molecular function: zinc ion binding; ubiquitin-protein transferase activity; protein binding. NCBI's taxonomy places the organism in Eukaryota, Metazoa, Chordata, Actinopteri, Mugiliformes, Mugilidae. The record is from RefSeq and is a predicted model, not a curated record. Gene Ontology annotation, biological process: protein ubiquitination.
GUUGAAGCAGGAAACAAACUGUGACAAACAGAGGUGCAGUCAGAGGAGGAGCUUAACUGGAAAGACCAGAUUCAAUGUCACUUUACUGAAAUGAAAGUCAAACUUUGUCAGGGCGACGGCAGAGCUGCAGUCCAGACAAAUCUCUGUGUAUCUGUCUGAAGAAAAUUCACUCAAAUACUGUGUGUAGACAUGUCUGCUGCCAGAUGUGUGAGAUCUGAAGAUCAGUUUCUGUGCUCCAUCUGUCUGGAUGUGUUCACUGAUCCAGUCACUACAUCAUGUGGACACAACUUCUGCAAACACUGCAUCACUCAACACUGGGAUACUACUGAUCUAUGUAAGUGUCCCCUGUGUAAAGAGAUUUUCGACACUAGACCUCAGCUGAAGAUCAACACUUUCAUUCGUGAGAUGGUUGCUGAGUUCAGACAUGAAGCUCAACAGAAAACCAGCAGCAGCAGCUCAGAGCAACAAGCUGCCAAACCAGGAGAAGUUCCCUGUGACGUCUGCACUGGAACCAAACUGAAGGCCCUGAAGUCCUGCCUGGUGUGUCUGCUCUCCUACUGUGACUCUCACCUAGAGACUCAUCGAACAAUGUCACGCCUGAAAAGACAUCAGCUGAUCCACCCUGUGGACAACCUUGAAGACAGGAUGUGUAGGAAGCAUGAUAAACCUCUGGAGCUGUUCUGUAAGACCGACCAGACAUGUGUCUGCAUGCUCUGCUCUGUUUUAGACCACAAGACACAUGAGGUUGUUCCUCUGAAAGAAGAAUAUGAAGGAAAGAAGGCAGAGCUGGGGAAGACAGAGGAUGAAAUUCAGCAGAUGAUCCAGAAGAGACAACUGAAGAUUGAGGAGAUGAAAGAAUCAGUGAAGAUGAGUAAAGAUGCUGCAGACAGAGAGAAAGCAGAAGGUGUUCAGGUCUUCACUGCUCUGAAGGAGUCUGUUGAGAGAGGCCUGGACCAGCUCAUCAAGGAGAUCGACGACAAACAGAAAACAACAGAGAAACAGGCUAAAGGUUUCAUAAAAGAUCUGGAACAGGAAGUCUCUGAGCUGAUGAAGAGGAGCUCUGAGGUAAAGCAGCUCUCACGCUCUGAAGACCACCUCCACCUCCUCCAAAGCUUCUCCUCCCUGAAAGCUGCUCCACCCACCAAGGACUGGACAGAGAUCAGCGUCCGUCCACCAUCAUAUGAGGGGACUGUGGUGAGAGCUGUGACUCAGCUAGAGGAGACACUCAGUAAAGACAUGAAGAAGCUGCUUGAGGCUGAGCUGAAGAGGAUCCAGCAGUAUGCAGUGGAUGUGACUCUAGAUCCUGAUACAGCACAUCCUCAACUCAUCCUGUCUGAUUAUGGAAAACAAGUUCACUGUGGUGAUAAGAGUAAGAAUCUUCCAGACAACCCAGAGAGAUUUUCCACAUGUGUUAAUGUCUUAGGAAAGAAGAGUUUCUCUUCAGGCAGAUUUUACUUUCAGGUUCAGGUUACAGGAAAGACUGACUGGGAUCUAGGAGUGGCCAGAAAGUCAAUCGACAGGAAGGGAGAAAUCAGUCUGAGUCCUCAGAAUGGUUUCUGGACUGUAUGGUUGAGAAAUGGAAAUGAAUAUGAAGCUCUUGAUGAUCCUUCAGUGUGUCUCCCUCUUGGUUCUCGUCCUGAGAAGGUGGGGGUGUUUGUGGAUUAUGAGGAGGGUCUGGUCUCCUUUCAUGAUGUAAAUACUGCAGCUCUUAUCUACUCCUUUACUGGCUGCUCAUUCAGUGGCAAACUUUACCCAUUCUUCUGUCCUGAAUUGAACUAUGGUGGUAAAAAUUCUGCACCUCUGAUCAUCUGUCCUGUCAAUCAAACUUCAGAGGACAAGUCAAAAUGCAAAGACCAGAUGCAACGUCAGUUUACUACAGUGAAAGACAAACUGUGUGAGAGCGACGACAGACCUGGAGUCCAGACAAAUCUCUGUGUUUCUAUCAUCUGGGUUCAUCUGCUCUUUUGUCAACAUCUGACUCAAACACUGUGUGUAGACAUGUCUGCUGCCAGAUGUCUGAGAUCUGAAGAUCAGUUUCUGUGCUCCAUCUGUCUGGAUGUGUUCACUGAUCCAAUCACUACAUCAUGUGGACACAACUUCUGCAAACACUGCAGAAGUUGUGUAAAUCUCUGUGUCCACACUCAACACUGGGAUCAUAAUGACACGUUCCAGUGUCCAAUGUGUAAAAAAGUGUUUGAGACAAGACCUGAACUAAACAUCAACACUUUGUUCUCUGAGAUGGUUGCUGAGUUCAGACAUGAAGCUCAACAGAAAGCCAGCAGCAGCAGCUCAGAGCAACAAGCUGCCAAACCAGGAGAAGUUCCCUGUGACGUCUGCACUGGAACCAAACUGAAGGCCCUGAAGUCCUGCCUGGUGUGUCUGCUCUCCUACUGUGACUCUCACCUGGAGCCUCAUCUGACAAUGUCACGUCUGAAAAGACAUCAGCUGAUCCACCCUGUGGACAACCUGGAUGACAGGAUGUGUAGGAAGCACGAUAAACCUCUGGAGCUGUUCUGUAAGACCGACCAGACAUGUGUCUGCAUGUUCUGCUCUGUUUUAGACCACAAGACACAUGAUGUUGUUCCUCUGAAAGAAGAAUAUGAAGGAAAGAAGGCAGAGCUGGGGAAGACAGAGGAUGAAAUUCAGCAGAUGAUCCUGAAGAGACGACUGAAGAUUGAGGAGAUGAAAGAGUCAGUGAAGAUGAGUAAAGAUGCUGCAGACAGAGAGAAAGCAGAAGGUGUUCAGGUCUUCACUGCUCUGAAGGAGUCUGUUGAGAGAGGCCUGGAUCAGCUCAUAAAGGAGAUCGAAGACAAACAGAAAACAAGAGAGAAACAGGCUGAAGGUUUCAUCAAAGAUCUGGAACAGGAAGUCUCUGAGCUGAUGAAGAGGAGCUCUGAGGUAAAGCAGCUCUCAUGCUCUGAAGACCACCUCCACCUCCUCCAAAGCUUCUCCUUCCUGAAAGCUGCUCCACCCACCAAGGACUGGACAGAGGUCAGCGUCUGUCCACCAUCAUAUGAGGGGACUGUGGUGAGAGCUGUGACUCAGCUGACGGAGACACUCAGGAAAGACGUGAAGAAGCUUCUUUCUGAGGCUGAGCUGAAGAGGGUCCACCAGUAUGCAGUGGAUGUGACUCUAGAUCCUGAUACAGCACAUCCUGGACUCAUCCUGUCUGAUGACGGAAAACAAGUGAAUCAUAGUGACGUGAGGAAGAAACUUCCAGACAACCCAGAGAGAUUUUCUAAAUGUGCCUGUGUUUUAGGAAAGAACAGUUUCUCUUCAGGUAGAUUUUACCAUCAGGUUCAGGUUAAAGGAAAGACUGACUGGGAUCUAGGAGUGGCCAGAGAGUUAAUCGACAGGAAGGGAGACAUCACUCUGUGUCCUCAGAAUGGUUUCUGGACUGUAAGGUUGAGAAAUGGAAAUGAAUACGAAGCCUUUGCUGGUCCUCCAGUGCGUCUCUCUCUUGGUUCUCGUCCUGAGAAGGUGGGGGUGUUUGUGGAUUAUGAGGAGGGUCUGGUCUCCUUUCAGGAUGUAGAUACUGCGGCUCUUAUCUACUCCUUUACUGGCUGCUCCUUCAAUGAUAAACUUUACUCAUUCUUCUGUCCAUGUGUGAAUGAUGGUGGUAAAAACUCUGCACCUCUGAUCAUCUGUCCUGUCAAUCACACUGUCUGAUCCAUUUAAUGAUGAAGCUUUGAGAUCAAUGAAUGAACUUAUUGAUCUUCACUCUUUAUUCACACUCUGUACAUAUAUGCUUUAAUACUACAAUACUGGUACAGCUGAGAACACAAAGAUAUCAAUGGAUUAGAGAGAUACGCUACAAACUGAUUAUUCUGGAAUAAAAUGAUUUCAUUGUGAAUUAUGAUAAAAAUGUUUAUAUCAACUUGUUUUCUUUCAUUAAUGUUCUCAUUCCUUAAUUCUUCAGUUUAGAUUUAAUGGUUGUUGGACUUUUACCUUUUACUUGUUUUAAUGGUUUUAUUGAUUGAUGAAACUCUUGUGUGGAAUUUGUGAUAAUUGUGAAAUGAGCUACAAUUAAAACAAACAAUUAAACAAUUAAACAAAGACCUAUAACUGUGAACUAGAUCGUGUCUGUGUCAUCAGGAGAGUUUGUUGAAGACAAGAAUCUCAAACUAUUCUCCUAUUGUUAUAUUACACAAAGCCCUCUGACAUUAUUAGACAAGAUUCCACAGUGUUACACAUGAAUGUACUACACAAAUCUAGAAGUUUAUAGGAGAAAUAAAAUGAGUGAUGUAACUUUAUUCUGAAUGUGGGAUUGACCCAGAGCUGUAAAAGACUGUAACAUGAAGAUGAGUUCCUGCAGAUUGAAAUAAAGUCACACUGUAAAAGAAAAGAUGGACCAAACACAA